CUCUCUCUCUCUCUCUCUCUCUCUCUCUCUCUCUCUCUCUCUCUCUCUUCUCUUAAAUAAUCGAAUAUCUGAAUCAUUCUUCCACCACUUCUCGCAAACCUUUCCUCGGCAAUCAGCGUUUCGACAUGGCCGAAGAAGAGCAGAAGAAGGUGACGGAGACUGGGGCCGGGUCGGAUCCUGCGCCGGUACCGAAAUCCGAACAGGAGAAGCCGGCGACUGUUGCUGCGGAGGAGAAACCUGUAGCUCCGCCGCCUCCUCCUCCUCCGGCGCCGGAGGCUAAGCCCGACGACUCCAAAACUAUUGUUCCUGUCAAAAGUAAACAUGACGAGGAGAAGAAAGGAGGCUCUGUUGAGCGAGAUGCUGUCCUGGCUAGAGUUGAGACGGAGAAGAGGAUGUCACUUAUCAAAGCUUGGGAAGAAGCCGAAAAAUGCAAAGUGGAGAACAAAGCUCAUAGGAACCUUUCGGCAAUCGGGGCAUGGGAAAACAGCAAGAAAGCAUCCGUGGAAGCUGAGCUCAAGAAGAUUGAGGAGCAAUUAGAGAAGAAAAAGGCAGAGUACAGGGAGAAGAUGAAGAACAGAAUAGCUGAGAUCCACAGGGAAGCAGAAGAGAGAAGAGCGAUGAUCGAAGCCAGACGCGGGGAAGAGGUUCUCAAGGCCGAGGAAAUUGCCGCGAAGUAUCGUGCCACGGGAACGGCCCCGAAGAAGCUUUUGGGAUGCUUCUAAUUAUCAUCACUUCACCUUGGUAGGAAAAAAAGAAGAAGAAGCUUUUCGGAAACUUGCUAAUGUUCAAUCGUUUUUCUUUUGAUUUGUUGCAGAAUCGGAAAAGAAAGGUGUUUAAUAAUUUGUGGGCUUAGUUUGGUUUCAUGUGGGUUGUGUUUGAUCGUUUAGGAAAUUAUAUGGUCAUUACGAAAUGUUUUGUUUUGUUUGGGGCUUCUUUUUUUUAUUCGGAUUUCUAUAGCUUCUCUUUUCGAAUCAUUGGUGUGAAAAAUUCCUUUUUUUUUUUGAAAGGUUGGUGUUUCAUUUA
Messenger RNA from Tarenaya hassleriana, 1023 nucleotides. RefSeq names its product remorin-like. The coding region runs from base 126 to 722 and encodes 198 amino acids. The record is from RefSeq and is a predicted model, not a curated record. The transcript is spliced from 5 exons. Lineage: Eukaryota; Viridiplantae; Streptophyta; Magnoliopsida; Brassicales; Cleomaceae.